Messenger RNA from Adineta steineri, 834 nucleotides. Lineage: Eukaryota; Metazoa; Rotifera; Eurotatoria; Adinetida; Adinetidae. The record is from the annotation of a GenBank genome assembly.
AUGACGCAGACUAAUGCAGGUGGUGCAGCCAAAGAUGCAGCUGAUCAGAACUUUGAUUACAUGUUUAAAUUACUUAUUAUUGGCAAUUCAUCUGUAGGAAAAACAUCAUUUCUUUUUCGAUAUGCAGAUGAUUCAUUUACAUCAGCAUUUGUUAGUACAGUUGGUAUUGAUUUUAAGGUUAAAACAGUAUUUCGUCAAGAUAAACGUGUUAAAUUACAAAUAUGGGAUACAGCUGGUCAAGAACGUUAUCGUACAAUUACAACUGCUUAUUAUCGUGGUGCCAUGGGUUUUAUUUUAAUGUAUGAUAUAACAAAUGAAGAAUCAUUCAAUGCUGUACAAGAUUGGUGUACACAAAUAAAAAUGUAUUCAUGGGAUAAUGCACAAGUUGUUUUAGUUGGUAAUAAAUGCGAUUUAGAACAAGAUCGUGCUGUUUCACUAGAACGUGGUCAACGUCUUGCUGAUCAAUUGGGUAAAUUUUUAUAUAUAUUGGAUAUAAAAACUCAUUCAUGGGAGAAAACCCCGGUGAUGCUUAUUGGUAAUAAAUGUGAUGCAACAAAUGAAAGAGUUGUUCAGACGGAAAACGCAGAAAAACUUGCCACUGAACUCGGUUUGGAAUUUUUUGAAACGUCUGCGAAAGAGAAUGUAAACGUUAAAGUUGUUUUUGAAAGAUUGGUUGAUAUUAUAUUAGAAAAAAUGUCCGAUGCUCCAGAUGAUCCAAGUGGUUCUGGUCCAGGAGCUAAUGCAUACACAAGUCAAGCUGGUGGAUAUAAUAAAGGGACUACAAGACUUACAACUAAUGAUACAGAACCUAAAGGCAAUCAAUGUAGCUGUUAA